GAGGCCUGACGGGAGACGUAGAUCGACGACUUCUGCAUGCAGAAGAUAGAGGGAGCCGCGUUUCCCGCGCUUUUGCCUCCAAGGCCGAGAAGGGGCGGGCCUGGCCAGGCAAUGAGGCGCUCGCAGGUCUGUCGGCUGCUGCGGGGCUGCUUCGAGGAGGUGCUGCCCUUGGAGGCCUUCGUGAAGCGCCUCCAGGAGAAGGAGGCGAAGGCAGGGGGCCUGCCGGCCGAGCCGCUGAUCCAGGACGGAGACCCCAAGUGCUUCAGGGUCCUGGUGGAGCGCUGCCUGGUGGGUAGGCCUCGCGGCGGGAAGGCGCCCCCGCCUCGCUUGGUCUUCCAGCAGAUUUUUAGUCAGCACGACAUCAUUGCCAGAGUCAUUCGAAGAAUCUGUGAAAAGAAAAAAAAGAAUGUCUUGGCCUUUGGCUAUGAUCUAUUGGAUGAAAAUCAUUUCCCGUUGCCCCACAUGCCAAAUCUCUACAGCUACUUUCCCAAUAAUACCACAGAAACCAUUUGUCAGAGUAUUCUCUGGGAGAAGAUUCUGAACAGAGUUGGGGAUGAUUUCUUGAUGUAUAUAUUGGAGCACUGCUCUCUCUUUAUGUUAGUGCCACCUAGUUGUUGUUACCAAAUCUGUGGGCAGCCUGUUUAUGAAAUUGCAUUUAAGGAUUCAACUUCCUUUCCUAAAUUCCUCAGGCAGAGGUAUCCUGGGCCAAAACACAGCACCUUGUCUGGUUACCUGCGAAGAAGGAGGUUUUCAUCUUAUAAGCAACACACAGCAAGAGGAAACAGGAAGAAAUGGCAUCCUAGAAGAAAAUUAGGAAGCAAAGCAAACAACAUUUUGGAGGGCAGUUAUCAGCAAUCUUUACUGAUUCAAACUGUCAAGCAGAAUUUUACAGUGAGUGCCAGCGAAUGCCCAGAAAGCAAGCAAAGGACCAGUGAGUGUAAAUCUUUAACAACACGAUCUCUGAAAAGAAAAUGGAAAGGUCAUUAUGAAAUGAGCGCGAAAAGAAUGAAAAUCAUGAAAAUAGAGGACGGGCUACAGAAAGAAACGGGAAACCUAGUUCACACCCAAAGCAAACAUCAGUUGAGCCUAGAUGGUGAUAAUGCCGCAUCUAAAAGCUCCACAAGCUUCUGCUUGGCGGAUCAGCUUACUCCUGUGACUUCUGUGCUGCACAGUAAUGAAUGUGGAGAACAGAUCUCUGGCGUGCACGUGGCACAUCUUGAUCAUCGAAAGUCUUUUUUGAGUAGUAAGACAAUGACACUAGUUAGUGGGAGUAAAGCUCACUGUGAGCCUAGCACCAAAAUAGACUCUGUUGAUAGAUCAACAAAGCAAGAAGGUGGCAUUAGAUCUACUCAGAUGGUAUCAGCAAAAGGUGCCACUGCCAGAAGAGACUUCAGAGUCCACAACUCUACAUCAAGUGAAAAGUCUUCUGAUAAUACUUCUUUUAAGAGAUACUCUCUCUUGUAUUGUCAUCGGCAAUUACAUGAGUGUUUGCCUAAUUCUUUUGUGCUAAAUAAAUUGAAGGGUUCUCCAUCAGGGGGACAAAGUCUAGUAGAGAUUGUAUUUUUCACCAGUCAGAUCCCAAAGCAACUCGACAGCUCCAACCAGAGCCAUUCCAAGCGAAAGAAGAGGCUUCCUAAACGCUAUUGGCAGAUGAGAGGCCUGUUCCAAGAAUUACUACAGAAGCAUGCCAAGUGCCCUUAUCUAGGGAUUUUAAAAAGGAAUUGUCCUAUCUGGAUUUCUGAUUCAAUCAGGUAUGGCACAGAAGAACAAGCUUGCGAAGAAAAGGUGAACCAAGAGAGAAGGCAUUCAUCCCAGGAGAGCCAGGAGGCCAAUACUAUAGAGUAUUGCCCCAGUUCUGUAACAGUUGGUUUAGGCCACUUCCCACGAACAUCAGGAGCUUCAAGCAGAAGCUGUGGGGAGACUGAGUUGGGCCAAAAAGUACCUGAGGAGCAACCUAUCCUGGAUUCUUCCACUUCCAACUUCAGGGGGUUGCUUAAACAACAUAGUAGUCACUGGCAAGUGUACACCUUUGUCCGGGAAUGUCUACAGAGAGUGGUUCCUGCUGAGCUCUGGGGUUCUAGCUAUAACAAAUGCCGCUUCUACAAAAAUGUGAAAAAGUUCAUCUCCCUGGGGAAGCUUGCCACAUUUUCUAUGCAGGAGCUAAUGUGGAAAAUGAGGGUGAACGAUUGCACUUGGCUGCGUCUGUCCAAAGGGCCUGGUCAUUUUGUUCCUGCCUCUGAACAUCAUUUUCGUCAAGACCUAAUGUCCAAAUUCUUCUACUGGCUGAUGGACUCCUAUGUUACAGAGCUCCUCCGCUCUUUUUUUUAUAUCACUGAGACCAUGUUUCAAAAGAAUUUACUUUUCUUCUUCAGAAAAACUGUUUGGAGCAAGUUAGAGACUAUAGGACUCAGGAACCACUUGGCCAAAGUGCAUCUCCAUGCCUUGUCAGAGGAGAAGAUCAAAAAUUUGCAGCAGGAAAAGUAUGUUCCUCUGGCCUCAAAACUCCGGUUCAUUCCCAAAACAAAUGGGCUGCGGCCUGUGGUCCGGCUGGAUAGCGUGGUUGGAGCCAAAACUUUCUGCGAGAAGAUCAGAGAAAGAAAGGUUCAGUUGUUCAAAACACAACUGAAGAACUUGUUUAGUGUUCUUAAUUAUGAACGAAUAAAGAAUCCCGCCUUGCUUGGAUCAUCUGUUUUUGGGAAAGAUGAUAUUUUUGCAGCGUGGAAGCAAUUUGUCUUGAAGAUCCUGGAGCUGAAUGAAGAAAUGCCUAAAUUCUACUUUGUGAAGGCUGAUGUCAUGGGGGCUUAUGAUAGCAUCCCUCAUGACAAACUGGAAGAGGUAGUUCUGCAGGCCCUUUCUCCAAACAAAAAGACCAUCACAUACAGCAUACGGCGCUAUGCAGUCAUCAUAAGGACAAGAAAUGGACUUCUAAGAAAAUAUUACAGGAGACACGCAUCUACUUAUAAGGAGUUUAAGCCUGAGAUGAACCAUUUUGUGAGUCAUCUUCAAGAGAGCACUUCACUGAGAAAUGCAGUGGUAGUUGAACAAAGUAUUUCUCUGAAGGAAACCAGUUCUCACCUCUCAGAAUUUUUCUCUCGUUUGAUUCGUAACAGCAUCCUGAAGAUUAAGGACAGCUACUAUGUCCAGAACUGUGGAAUCCCCCAGGGCUCAAUUUUGUCAACUUUGCUUUGCAACAUGUGCUAUGGAGACAUGGAAAACAAGCUGCUGCGGGGCAUACAGAAGGAUGGAAUAUUGAUGCGUUUAACAGAUGACUUCUUGCUUGUUACGCCACAUUUAACCCAAGCGAAAACUUUUUUGAGAACCCUAGCCAUGGGCAUCCCAGAGUACGGCUUUGUUAUAAACGCAUCCAAGACGGUGGUGAAUUUUUCUGUUGAUGAAGAUAUACCUGGACUCUCAGGGUUCAAACAAUUGCCGUCUCACUGUAUGUUUCCUUGGUGUGGAUUGUUAAUUGAUACACAAACGCUUGAAGUGUAUUGUGAUUAUUCCAGCUAUUCCUGCACAUCUAUCCGAUCCAGCCUCUCUUUCAACUCUAGUGUCAAAGCUGGUGUGAGCAUGAGAAAUAAACUACUUGAUGUCUUGAAGCUGAAGUGCCACAGUUUGUUUGUAGAUUUGCAGAUUAAUAGUCUUAGAACAGUCUGUAUUAAUGUUUACAAGAUCCUUCUGCUGCAGGCCUACAGGUUUCAUGCAUGUGUUCUUCAACUUCCCUUUGACCAAAAAAUUAAAAGCAACCCUAGUUUCUUCUUGGGAAUAAUAUCUCAGACUGCUUCAUGCUGCUUCUGUAUUUUGAAAACCAAACAUUCAGACAUUCCUUUUUCUGCCGCAGGUAUUUCAUCUCCACUUACUUACAAAGCAGUCCAGUGGCUUUGCUAUCAUGCCUUCAGUGUUAAACUGGCCAUUCACAGAGUUAUCUACAAGUGCCUUCUUGUGCCCCUCGCACAGAGUAAAAAAAGGUUACUUCAGCAAAUGCCGGAAGCUACUGUACAGUUGCUAAAGGAAGUGACAGAACCAUCCAUAUACAACGACUUCAAAACUAUCCUUGAUUAAUUGUCUGCAUCCACUUUCUUCUCGAGAUUCAUGCUUCCUUUUCUUCUCCAAACACAAGAUCUCUUCAGACUUCUAAGAGUACAACAGGCUCUUUUUAACAGCUUUGCCUGGUCCACUGAAAUAUGAAGUCUAAAUACACUUCUGUUUGCUUAAAUUCGAUCUUCACUAUGCAGAGGGAACAUGGGCAUUUCCAUUGUUAAGGUAAAAUAUUUUCUCAGAUUUCCUCUCCAUGAGAAAUGUCUAAAUCAGUAUCCCAGGGAAAGAAAAUGUGCAAUAAUUUGGUGUCUGCUGAACACUGCUGUUCCUCAUAAAGGAAUGGAGUGUGUGUUUGCUUCCAUACGCCAAUGAUAAACAGGAAAUUAUCUUUGAAAAUGUAAGGAUAGAAGCCAAUACUAAAUGUUCCAGUUUUUGUCCUUAGGUAAAAUUGUAUAUAAUUUGGUAAAUAUCCAGGCUGGAUUUACAUUGCCAUAUAAUGCAGUUUGGAACUGCAUUAUAUGGUCAAUGUAGACCCAAUCACACGAUAUGGGUCUACUCCAACCAUAUAAUGCAGUUCCACGUUGUAUUACAUGGCAGUGUAGAUCCAGCCUCAGUUAGUAAGUUCCAGCUAGAAUCCCAUUGAAGCAGUUGUUGAGUAGUGAGUUGACAACUUGACACAUUGGUAAAUCUGAUUCAGUGGGUCUGCUUCAGUUGGGACUAGCAAUAUGACUUGGGCUCUUUCUUGUGUUUUUAUUUUAAACAAGAACAAACAUUUUGGUAUAAUCCAGCACUGGCCAAAUAUCUGCCUGUUGUGGUAUCUUGCCUUAAAAAAAGAAUAAUGGCUGCAGCUUUCACAUCAUGCUCUGUGUAUGCUGUUUACAAAAAAGGACAAGUAUCUUUAUGCUAGAAGGGGAGGGGUUAUUUUUAUAAUGUUGGUGUGGGAACCAUGUAAUUUCCCUCAAACCUUGCUAAAAUGCAGAAGUGUUGUAAGAUAUUUCAUUAUUUGCACUGGGAGUCCCAUUCUUAGCUUGCUUAUUCCAUAACUGCAAGGAGGUGAUUCACAAGGGAUGUCAUUAUCUUAUGCAGCCUGGGGCUUGCUUUGCUCAGUCUUAACCCUCCAACAUUUUAUGUGAGAGUAUUAGAUGAGACUGAGAUUAGAAUAUGCACUCAAGCAUAAAGAUUUGAGAUACUACUGUGCUUUUAUUGGAAACAUUAAACCUGCACAGGAGAAAUUGCUGUCCUCUUCACUAUUGCUUUAUUGACAUAAUGAUGAGGUAAUUUGCCAGGGUUACUGUACCUUUCUUAGUAUGUUUCUACUUUUAGGCUUAAACAGUAUAUAUGAAAAGUAAAUGAUAUGGCUGUGAUGAGAGUGUUCAGUAUAAAUAAAACUUGAUUCAUUUCCAUGCCAA
This is a messenger RNA of Anolis carolinensis (green anole), 5447 nucleotides long. It is a transcript of the gene tert, whose product is annotated as telomerase reverse transcriptase. The transcript is spliced from 16 exons. Gene Ontology annotation, biological process: telomere maintenance via telomerase. Gene Ontology annotation, cellular component: telomerase catalytic core complex. The record is from RefSeq and is a predicted model, not a curated record. NCBI's taxonomy places the organism in Eukaryota, Metazoa, Chordata, Lepidosauria, Squamata, Anolidae. Bases 37 to 4062 code for a protein of 1341 amino acids. Gene Ontology annotation, molecular function: telomerase RNA binding; telomeric repeat DNA binding.